UGUACACCCAUGCUGCCUCCCUUUCUGGUCCUGCGAACCACAAUGGCCAGGAUCCUGUGAGCUGCCUCUCCGUGCAGACGCGCCUCACAGCAGCAGGAACAGCUGCAGCUCCUCGGCGGCAGAUUCGCUGACACCGACACGCAGGUGAAGGAAUAUGAAACGCUUCUGAGAUAAAGGUCAAUGUGGUCACUGAAGCCGCAAUCAAAGAUAGUUGUCAUUCGUCGUGGAUUUUUGAAGCCUGUCUCUAUAGCAACCCAUUUGUCCUCCUGAGCGCUGCCGCCAAGUUACCCUCUCUGCCACACGGCAAGUCUCUCCUCAUCCCCCUGUCCAAUCACCGUCUCUGAACUGCGUCGGUAUGGACACGGAGUCGACCCACUCUGGCUACUCCUAUCACUCCAGUCGCUCCGGGAGAUCAAACCGGCAUGGAGAUCGAAGCCGUGAGCGACACAAAGCCAGCAGCAGUAAAGACAGCAGCCGCUCGGAGAGAUCUGUGGUCAUCAAUCCCCCCGACACCCCUUCCCAAGACUCCCCAGUUCAUAACGGAGAACCGCUGCCUGGAGAGCCCACACCUGCAGCAGAACAAGGAGAUGAGGCGCAGGAUGAUAACUGGGGAGAAACCACCACCGCUGUCACAGGAACGUCAGAGCUCAGUGUUUCCCAGGAGGAGGUGGUGGGCCUGGGGAAAGGAAUACAAGACCGGACCCAAGGCUUUCGCCGUUACCUUCCCUUGGCUGUGGGCUCAUGCGUGGGGCUGCUGGUGCUCGCCACGCCCUUGGUGUUCCUGCUUCUACCAGCAGUAAUGUGGCCCGACAGACUGCAGGUCUGUGGUGCAGCCUGCGAGGGGCUCUUCCUCUCCAUUUCCUUCAAGCUCCUCAUCCUCCUGGUAGCUGUUUGGGCCUUGUUUCUGCGACCCAACCGGGCCUGCCUGCCAAGAGUGUGUGUGUAUCGUGCCUUCCUCAUCACACUCACACUCCUGCUCACUAUGUCUUAUUGGCUCUUCUAUGGGGUCCGGAUCCUUGAUGCUCAGGAUGAGGAUUACCACGGCAUCGUCCAGUUUGCUGUGUCCCUCGUGGACUCCCAGCUGUUUGUUCACUACCUGGCAGUCGUACUUCUGGAACUCCGCCAACUCCAGCCCUGCUACAGCGUGUGUGUCAUCCGCUCCACAGAUGGAGAGACUCGUCACUACAACAUAGGACAGCUCAGCAUUCAAAGGGCCGCUCUGUCCAUUUUGGAGUAUUACUACAGAGAUUUUCCACUCCAUAACCCGGCCCUUCUCUCUGCUUCCAAACACCGAGCUGCCAAACACCUGGCUGGGUUAAAGGUCUACAAUGUAGACGCCCCAGGGAAUGCAGCAGGGGCUCAGCCAAGUAAUGGAAAUCAGUCACGGGCUAUGGUUACAGCUGCCGGCAAACGUAAAGACAGCGCCCACAAUGAGCUGUACUACGAGGAAGCCGACUAUGAAAGAAGAGUCCGUAAACGUAGAGCCAGGCUGGUAGUUGCUGUUGAGGAGGCCUUCACACAUGUCCGCCGCAUGAAGAAAGAAGAUGAGCGUGCAACACCGUCUGACAUCAUGGAUGUGCGAGAGGCAGCUCUGGCUAUAUUUCCUUCUAUGGCUCGGGCCCUGCAGAAGUACCUCCGCACCACCAGGAGGCAACACUGCCACAGCAUGGAGAGCAUCCAGAAGCAUCUUGCUUUCUGCCUGGUCAAUAACAUGAGUCCUAAGGCCUUCCUUGAGGCUUAUCUCAUGCCUGGUCCAACCCUGCAGUACGGCCCCGAGCGCUGGAUGGCUGAUCAGUGGACCUUAGUGAGCGAAGCGUCUGUGACCAGCGGCAUUAAACAGGGGACAGAGUUCCUUCUGAAGUGUCUCGACUUUAGCUUAGCCAUCACCAUCAAGAGCAUCCCUUAUAUCCGACUGACCGAAGAGUACAUCGAUCCCAAGUCGCACAAGUUUUUACUGUUGCUCCAAUCAGAAACUUCAGUUUAACAGUGGCAGAGUGGACGAGCGCUGCUGCUCUGGACUUGCAGAACUGUUGCAGUUAUCCAACUGAAUUUUUUCAAGAAAUAUCUUUUUGUACUGUUUUUUGUACCUAUGUUUAUGUAGUUUUCUCACAUAUAGAGUAUUUAUGUCUUUGUCUUUGUCCCAGGAGUCUUGAAAGAUGAUAAAAGACACAAAAUGAGGAGAAAUGCACUGAAAUGUCCUCUGUCGUGACAUUUGCAGAACACAGUUCAGUUAUGUCUCUAUGCACUACAGAUGACCCUCACAAACGUUUAGCUUCCUUUACGUGCAUGUGCCGGUGCGUGCCUGCAUAGGAGCGUUUGAGAUUUUAAGAAUGCAAAUGUGUGCGUUAGUGUGGUUUUUAUCGUAGUGUACACUGGGGUCUGUCUCUCUCCAAGACAUUUAAUAUAAACUGAACCUCUCUUUUUUCAGUCUAAGCAGUUAUUAUUUGAUUGUCUUGUAUUGGAAAUGUAUGUACAGUAUUUAUACGUGAAUAAUACUUUAUCCCUACAGACUUUUUAUACCAAAAUCAUGUAUCACUUGAAUGAUUUUUUUUUAUCAUUUCAAACAUUUUUUUUUACCCUGUCUGUCUGCGCUGUACUUGUUACGAUAAUUGGACUGUAGAUAGACGUGUUUGUAGUUGUCAGAUCAUUCAAAGAAGUCUCAUGUACUAAAAAAAGCAGAGGAAGAAGACUGAAAAAUCAUAAAUAAAUUGAUUUGUUAAACAUAGUAAUUAAUAUUAAAAAAACAUUAAAAUAGGCCUUCAUUUAUAAAAAGGUGUCAUAAAUUUGAAUUUCUGUACUUAGCUGAUGAGAGACAGCUAGGUUUGUUGUGUCCUGGCAAUCGGAUGGGCCAUGUAUUUGCACAGUGAAGCAGAAAUUAUAAAAAGAAUUAAAGCAGAUAAAUAUAGAAACCUGACUGUCCUACUGUGGGAGCGAUGGAGCCUGUCCCAGCUCCAAUACCUAAAUAAAGAAACUAAUAUCCAUUAAAAAAAUGUUUUACCACUUAUCCAAUCCAGAGUUGUGCGGAUGGCUACACCUGAAUACUGUUAGGAUAUUUCAUGUUUCAUCUUUCCCUCUUUCUUUCUCUCUUUUCAUUUCCCCAGUCAAGUC
Messenger RNA from Pundamilia nyererei, 3108 nucleotides. RefSeq names its product vang-like protein 1. The record is from RefSeq and is a predicted model, not a curated record. Bases 356 to 1984 code for a protein of 542 amino acids. Lineage: Eukaryota; Metazoa; Chordata; Actinopteri; Cichliformes; Cichlidae. Gene Ontology annotation, biological process: multicellular organism development. The transcript is spliced from 9 exons. Gene Ontology annotation, cellular component: membrane.